GUCUUUAAUUAAUUGGCAUUAAAGGAAAUUUUGCUGCAUUCCAGCCUGAUUUUUCUUUCUUCAUUUACCCUUUCCUGUCACUUUUCCUUGCCCUAGGAGUUGAAGUUUAUGCUUGUUUCACGAAUGGGUUUUUGUUCUUUAAAUUUUGCUUGCUCAUUUAAUGUGCUUGUAGUUGGGCUUCAGAACCCCUGAUGUUGGUUUUUGAUGUUAUUUGGGAAAAUUAGGUUCCCAAGUUUAUAACAGAGGUUCCGUUUUAUGUUUUAUGGCAAGACUUUUCCCGGUUAACUGAUGAAUAAUCUUCUUGUGCUGAUUCUGCCAAAAUAUUUUCUCAUUAGCGCAUUUGGCCUUCUACAAGAAAGGGAGGGACGGCCAAUCAAAAUCUGACACUGAAGUUGGAGAUAUGUCUGCAAUGUGGCGACAAGGGAACAACUAAUGCCUUUGUUUACUGUGUCAAUUGUCUUGACUGUGUUUUGCAUCGCUACUGCAUGGAGGUAGUCACUUUCGAUGAAUAUGUUCAUUGGGUAUGUGAUGACUGCGAAGUGGUACUGCAAAAACAAUCUGCUCCCGAGAAAUGUGAUGCUGUCACAUGCAAUGAAGAGGAAUGUACAGUUUCAGAAGAUAUCAAAGUGUUGUCUGGAGAAGAACCGAAGAAAUGUGAUACGUUGGCAUUUGAGACAGAAAGGAAUGCUUGUGAAGGUGACACCACACCAAAAUCAUCCGCGACUUGUACAAAGAUUGGCUUGGCUGAAUGUGACAAAUCGGUCAGUGGCAGUACUUGCUCCAUUUUUGAAAAAGACCAGCAUGGACCUGGAAAGCAGAGAGAUCAAAACUGUCACUCCCGGCAAUCUUGUGAAUCAGAUAGUGAGCCGGGCAUGGGAGAGCAUACUUCUUUGGUGCACAAGACAUCUUUCAAAAAAAGGAAGAUGAAAAAUGCUGUGUUUUGUGAAGCCAAUUCAGAGGAGCAUGGGCGGAAUAGUAUUUAUGCUGAUCCGAAUAUAAGUAAUUCACAUGAGGAGGCUCCAAAAUAUCUCCCAAAUGUCUCCUCAGCUCUUGGUUGCCAAGAACCUGCACUACCUGUAAUUACACCAAUUUGGAGGGGAAGUUUUAACAUACAGAACAAAGAUAAUGGUAUGCUUGAUGAAUUUGUAGCUCACAUAUCCAGUAAAGCUUGCCGAAAAGUGUUUGAUGAGGCAAAUCAGUUUCAAGGAGUGCUUCACAUGGAAAUGCUUCCAAAGUCUCGUAUGUGGCCAAAGAGUUUUGAGACGUCACAGCCCAGCGAUGAUAGUAUUGCCCUCUAUUUCUUUCCAUCAGACACAAGGUACUCCUUUGAUAGUUGUUUCCUAUCUUUUAUGAUAUGUUUGGUAUGCUAGAUUUUUGCAUA
Olea europaea var. sylvestris is the source of this 1381-nucleotide messenger RNA. RefSeq lists its product as uncharacterized. The coding region runs from base 486 to 1370 and encodes 294 amino acids. The record is from RefSeq and is a predicted model, not a curated record. The transcript has 4 exons. NCBI's taxonomy places the organism in Eukaryota, Viridiplantae, Streptophyta, Magnoliopsida, Lamiales, Oleaceae.